This is a messenger RNA of Dioscorea cayenensis subsp. rotundata (Guinea yam), 1045 nucleotides long. RefSeq names its product 4,5-DOPA dioxygenase extradiol-like. The record is from RefSeq and is a predicted model, not a curated record. Gene Ontology annotation, molecular function: oxidoreductase activity, acting on single donors with incorporation of molecular oxygen; zinc ion binding; ferrous iron binding. The transcript has 3 exons. Lineage: Eukaryota; Viridiplantae; Streptophyta; Magnoliopsida; Dioscoreales; Dioscoreaceae. The coding region runs from base 82 to 882 and encodes 266 amino acids.
GGUCUAGAAAAAUUAGGAAGAGAAACGGAACAAGCAAACCUCUUCGUCAAAGGUCCAACCUUUGAGCUCCGGAAGCUGGCAAUGGCGGUGAAGAUGGACGCUUUCUUUGUUUCCCAUGGGUCUCCGUUGCUCUCCAUCGACGACAGCAUCCCAGCAAGGGGCUUCUUCAAGCUGUGGAAAUCCCAAGUCUUGCGGGAAAUCCCCAAGACUAUUCUCGUCGUCUCUGCCCACUGGGAGACCUAUGCUCCCACUGUCAAUGUCAUCUCUGGUCUCAAUGAUACCAUUUAUGAUUUCCAUGGCUUCCCCAAGCCUAUGUACCAGCUCAAGUAUCCCGCACCAGGUGCGCCAAAAGUUGCCCGGAGAGUGAAGGAGCUGCUUCAAGGUGCAGGGUUUGGUCCUGUGGAGGAAGAAAAGGCCCGAGGACUCGAUCAUGGCUCGUGGGUUCCCCUUAUGUUUAUGUAUCCUGAGGCUAAUAUUCCAGUUUGCCAACUCUCUAUCCAAACAAUGGAGGAUGGCACAUACCAUUACAACAUGGGGAAGGCCUUAGCUCCUCUGAGGGAUGAAGGUGUCCUUAUUGUUGGAUCAGGGAGUGCCACCCAUAACUUGAGAGCCACCGGCCCUGAUGAUGCACCUAUUGUAAGCUGGGCAUUGGAGUUUGAUGCUUGGCUCACAAACUCCCUCAUUAAUGGAAGCCAUGAAGAUGUGAACAAUUACGAGGAUAAGGCACCCCAUGCAAAAAUGGCGCAUCCAUCGCCCGAUCAUUUCUACCCAUUGCAUGUAGCUCUCGGGGCCGCAGGCGAACAGGCCAAAGCCGAGUUGAUCCAUGCUAGCUUUACUGAGAGCAGCCUCUCCUAUUCCUCUUACAGGUUUUACAACAUCUAAUUGAUGAACUUGCAAUUCCUUGUUGUACCUACCUACUACAAUUAGACAUUGUUUGUGUUGUCUUAGUAAAUUCCUCUUUGAUAAAACUCAUUCCUGUGGACCUGUUGUUGUAUUAUUUGUUUGUUAUGUAUAUGAAUUUAUCGAUAACUUCAUUUAUACUGUA